AGCGUGCCCGAGUAUCAGUACCACAAUACGUUCAGUUCCGCGAUGGUCGCGAGGCGACGUGCGUUCUCCCGUGUGCUUGUUACUACUGUUUAUGCUGCGUCCGUCGUUGUUUGUACGAUUCCGAUUACCCAAAGUCACGUUUAUUGUCGUCGUUGCCCCAGUGGUGUCCAGUCGAUUUGAGUUCGAAACCGUAUUCGGAUCACUAUCAAGCAUACCAGUCAUCUCUGUUAUUUAGAUCGGAUACUACUGUCAUUUUUAUAUUAUUAUCAACGCAAUCUAUAGGCACAGUACAGGGUUAUUAAACAUCGUAUUUGUUUACCACUUUCACUGUCAUGUCUUACUCAGUUACCGGAGGCGGCGUCCAGACUGCGGUCGCUGCGUUACAACCACAUAGCUGUUCGAUCCCGAAUACGCCUGAUGUGAUCAACUCGAUCAUGUCCUUGAUGGACCCAUUCCAACCUUUUUCUGGAAACGCGUCACUCACGUCUGAAGACUCAUCGGCCUCGAUUUGUUCCCCCGUGUCGACGUGUUCUCCCGUAUCGGCAUGUUCCCCCUUGUCGACACGUUCUCCCGUCUCAACGUGUUCCCCUGUGUCACCGACGGCCAGAAUGCAGAAUAUCUGCUCUAGUCUUAAGAUCAAGGAGGAGCUCAAGAUGGCUAUCCGGUCCAAACAGAAGAACGCAGUUACGGCGACAGUGACAUCGACAUGCGCCAGCAGAAGUCCGGUGCAGACCAAUAGAUCCAACACUUCCGGUGCGUGUGGAAUAAACGUGGCGGCUACAGCAUCGGCUGGCUUGGCAGCAUCGUCGCCGGGUGGCGGGCAAGCGAGAAAGCGGCGGAUUCAGGAUGAGGAGUCUCAUGGCGACGACGACUACGACGACGACGACGGGGAUGAUGUAUCAUCGCAUGGCGAAGGACUCACGGCCGAGGAUGAGGAGCGGCGGAAGCGGCGGCGGGAACGCAACAAAAUAGCGGCGACCAAGUGUCGGUUGAAAAAACGCGAAAAGACUACGAAUCUGAUGCAAGAAUCGAACGUGUUGGAGACGAAAAACUACGACCUGAAAUCACAGAUCCAUGAGCUGGAGACGCAGCGUAACGAACUGAUGAAGAUGCUCUCGGCGCACCCUUGUGCAAAAAGGCACCCCCAUCAACACCAACAGCAGCAGCACCACCACCAGCAGCAUCAAUCACAACACCAACAGCAGCUCCAAGAGCAGUACACGGUGGAACCUUAUGCGAAUGACCCUUAUCGUCAACACGGUCACGUGGCCGUUGACCCGCCGGUACUUAAGGACACCAUGUUCAGUGGCGGCAGUAAUUACGUCCCGGUUCCAUCGGUGGCCAACCAACCUGCCGACGUCUACCAUCGACCGAUCACUACGACGGCCGCGUCCAUGUCCACUGCCCACUAUCCAAUUGUUGGCGCCGGAAGUGUCGGUAACGUUUACACGUCUUGCGUGGACGAAUUGUACGAUUACAAUAAAGACUUGAUUUCCGGCGGAGGACCGCCCGACUUAAGUCAUCAGUACUACGACCACGGUAUAUGUUGAUAUUAUAAUGUAUAACGUGGAUUUUUUUUUUCAUGCCCACCCACCAAAGUCCGAUUUUCAAAUAUCGAAAUGUUAUUUUGUUAGUUUUUUACAGUUAAAUUUAAUAAAAAAAAAAUAUUAUGCAUUAUAAGCGUACGCAAUAAAACAAAGUCUUCGAAAUUAUAAUAUGUCGAGCGUAUAAUGUUAGCUCACACUUUCCCGAGCGUGUGAUGGAUUCGAACGAAAACCAAUUUUUACACCGUUAAUAUAUUACGUCUUUAUAAUUAUAAUUAUUAUUAUUAUUAUUAUUUUACUGUUAUUAAUAUUCUUAUCUUAUUUUUAUUAUUAUUGAUUACGAGUAAUAGUUACCUAGAUACAAUAUAUUAUGUGAUUACAUGGAAUUGUAAAGUGCUAACAUACGUAUAUAUCAUAUAAUAUGCGUAGGAGAAAAUGUAUUAUAUUUUUAUAUUCAUAAUUAUAUAUAUUAUAAUAUUAUACUAUUAUUAACUAUUGAAAAUGUGUGGCGGUAUUAUUUAUAUUUUUUGUGGCAUCUGCACAUGUCCGUUUCGAUAUAAUUUAAGUACAUCCGUAAUAUUAUUAUAUAGUCGGUAUACUCUAAUAUUAUAUAUAUAUUCGAUUCGGGGAAAAAAAUAUUAUCAAUUCCAGCAUCGAUCACUAUUAUACAUGAAUAGUAGUUGAAUGCAACCAAAGAGCUAAUUUAUUAUAUAAACGUUAUAUUUUAUAUUAACGGGUAUGAUAUUUUCUAUUUCCUCUGUGAAAAAUCCACCAUUAUUAUUAUUUUUUUUUUAUAUACUUAAGAAGUAUUCAUACAACAUUGUACUACAGAACUGUUUUGUAUUAUUUAUUUAUUUAUUAUAAUAAUAAUAUAAUAUUAUUUACUAUUAUUUACAGUUAUUACUAUUAUUAUUGUAUAAUGUUAAUAUUUUAUUUAUUUGUUAUCACUCACGUUAAUUACAGUUCGUAAUUUUUAUCGCCAAAAA
Molecule: messenger RNA, 2530 nt
Organism: Aphis gossypii (cotton aphid)
Lineage: Eukaryota; Metazoa; Arthropoda; Insecta; Hemiptera; Aphididae
Product: activating transcription factor 3
Exons: 4
Coding region: 333-1550 (405 amino acids)
Biological process (GO): regulation of transcription by RNA polymerase II
Cellular component (GO): nucleus
Molecular function (GO): RNA polymerase II cis-regulatory region sequence-specific DNA binding; DNA-binding transcription factor activity, RNA polymerase II-specific
Source: RefSeq, a predicted model, not a curated record